Oncorhynchus masou masou (cherry salmon) is the source of this 2476-nucleotide messenger RNA. It is a transcript of the gene spaca4l, whose product is annotated as sperm acrosome associated 4 like. Bases 125 to 514 code for a protein of 129 amino acids. Lineage: Eukaryota; Metazoa; Chordata; Actinopteri; Salmoniformes; Salmonidae. The record is from RefSeq and is a predicted model, not a curated record. Gene Ontology annotation, cellular component: membrane. The transcript has 3 exons. Gene Ontology annotation, biological process: sperm-egg recognition.
CAUAAAUAGCGAGUUGGUGACGAAUUUAGAUGUUUGAUCACAUUAGCUAACUGUCCUUAUAGCGGCACGGAAAAAACUCUGGUAAAGUUGUCGACACCGAAUAUUUUUUUUUUAAUUUUCCAAGAUGAACAGAAUUCUUCUCAGCAUUUUCGCAGUUGGCCUGUGUUUUUCAGUUGGCCAGGCUCUGAAGUGCUACAAAUGUGACUUGGGCUUCUGGAAAAUGUGCUACACCACCGAAGUUGACUGCAAUGCCGGGGAGAAUUGUUUCAGCGGUGUCGGAAAAGCAGUUACGGUUGUGGACAUCAAGAUGAAAGGCUGCCUGAAUGUGAAUGAAUGCAACAAGACGGCCACAACAUAUUUCCCUACCAGCUCCAACCACACAGUGUACAACAUAACGAAGGCCUGCUGUGACACGGACCUGUGUAACACUGCCCCGGGCCUGCCCCGAAUGAGCAUCCUGCCCCUGGCCCUCGCCACCCUGUCCACUGCCUUCAUGACCAAAGUCCUGGUGUAAAGGGGUGAAUCCCUCUGUGUGACCUACACACAUACAUAUGCAGAGGUUGAUAUACAUGUAGGUUGAUGGUUCACACACCCACAAAUCAAACAUUAGCACCAAUCUGUCUGUGUGUAUAAGAACUGCAUUACUUUUGUAUAAUUUGAGCCAAGGAGGAAACAUCUGUUAAAGUGUACCAUAUACCAGCUAAACUUUUAAAUGAUUUCUAUUAAAGAAUUUGAUUUGUCCUUGAUGCCUCUGGAAAUUUCUCAAUUUGUUUUAUGGCUCACUUGGAAAUGCAGUUGUUCAAACACAGACUAGCUUACACACAGACCCUUAUUCAGUUGCACUUAUGGAAAGCAUUGAACUUAAACUAUUUUGUAUGGAAUGCUCACGUACAAUUGGCAAGUUUCUAUUAACAUAAUUGAGCAGAUGUCUUCAGACACUUUAGUGGGAUGGAAAUCUGUCAGUCAGCAUUAUAUAACCAAUGACUGUUCAUACUGACAAUUCAUUGAUCUUCAAUAGGGAGCUCAGCUAACAGACAAUUUUCUAUCUCUGUUGUUAGUUACGAAUGCUUAUUUCUAACCACUAUUUCAAAUUGACGUUCACUGUUAAUUCUCCCAUUAUCCAGCCCCACUUGCUGUUGGGGAGCUCUACUGAUCACUCAGUUUACGAUGAAUAAUGCAAUUGCCAUGUGACCUCAUGUUGCCCCCAUUCUUGAGCUACGUGAUGACCUAGACCAGGGGUGGGCAACUCCAGUCCUCGAGGGCCUGAUUGGUGACACACUUUUCCCCCCCCAUCCCUAGCAAACACAGCUGAUAAAAUUGAUUAGAGAUUGAUUGGAGUCACGUGUGUUAGCUGGGGCUGGGGCAAAACUGUGCCACCAAUCAGGCCCUCGAGGACUGGAAUUACCCACACCUGACCUAGACCAAAGGAAGGAGGGACAAAUGCUCGACUGUUCUGUCUUGCCACGUUCAAAACAACUGGGAACUCUGGGGGGGGGGGGGGGGCGAGCUCCAACUGAGGAAAAAUCUGCCUGAACGAUCAUCCAAAUUGGAAUUCUGACUCGGGUCGCUUUCUAGAGCUCAGACUUUGACCAGAAGAUCACUGAUGUCAUGAUUUGACCUGCUAUUUUUCAGUUGUUUUGAACAAGGCAUCAAUCUCACUCUAGAAAGGGCAAACAACAAUGUGGUUCAACUUGUGUUGACUAGGAAUUGAAUUGAAUUCCUUCUUGCCUAAAGUAAUUAUUGUAUUUGUCUGGUAAGAUUAGAAUGUAUACUGAACAAAAAUGUAAACUCAACAUGUAAAGUGUUGGUCCCAUGUUUCAUGAGCUGAAAUUAAAGAUCCUAGAAAUGUUCCAUACGCACAAAAACCUUAUUUCUCACAAAUGUUGUGCACAAAUGUGUACAUCCCUCUUUGAGCAUUUUUCCUUUGCCAAAAUAGUCCAUCCACCUGAGAGGUGUGUCAUAUCAAGAAGCUGAUUACACAGGUGCACCUUGAGCUGGGGACUAAAGGCCACUAAAAUGUGCAGUUUUGUCACGCAACAAAAUGCCACAGAUGUCCCAAGUUUUGAAAUUGGCAUGCUGACUGCAGAAAUGUCCAUCAGAACUGUUUGCCAGAGAAUGUAAUGUUAAUUUCUUUAGCAUAAGCCACCUCCAAUAUUGUUUUAGAGAAUGUGGCUUCUUUACCAGCGGGAUUGUCUGAGACCAGCAACCUGGACAGCUGAUAACACUAAUAUUUCUGUCUGUAAUAAAACUCUUUUGUGGGGAAAAAAACUCAUUCUGAUUGGCUGGGCCUGGCUUCCAAUUGGGUAGGCCUAUGCCCAGUCAUGUGAAACCCAUAGAUUAGGGACUAAUUUAUUUAUUUCUAUUGACUGAUUUCCUUAUAUGAACUGUAAAUCAGUUUAAAAAAAUAAUUGAAGCAUGUUGCGUUUAUAUGUUUGUUCAGUAUCAAUAUAGAGUUAAAUAAAGCUUUUAAGUGCUA